Amoebophrya sp. A120 is the source of this 4470-nucleotide messenger RNA. The record is from the annotation of a GenBank genome assembly. Lineage: Eukaryota; Dinophyceae; Syndiniales; Amoebophryaceae.
GGGAACGAGCCGCGCUGCUGCGACAGGCGGAGUUGCGCCUGCACGGGGAAUUGAAAGAACAGGUGCUGAUGUCUACUACUGCCAGUGCAUGUGCGGGAGCUAGUUGUACUACUACGUGUAAAAAAGGAAAAGCCCGGCCGCAACCUGCACAGGAAACCGACGGUGCCGAAGUACUAGCUGCGCAGGAUACUACUAGUGACAUCAACACAGCAGAGGACGUCGACGCGGAGGAGCUACGUCUGAGAGUUCUUGCUGCAAAAGACUGCCACGAGGAGAACUUUAAAGGCUUCACAACGGAGCAGAGGAGGGAAAAAGACCAGGUGAACGCAAUAUGCAUUGCACAUAUAAUCCAUCUCGACUUGUCCUCUCUGGAACACUGCAACGUGUCGUGGUUAGCCUGCUUCGUACAAAGAUUUGUGUUGCGUGAUUCGUGUUGCGUGAAACAAAGUCGUCCCGCCUUUUGCAAAGUUGCGAGGCAGAUUCUCAUGCAAAAGAGGCAUGAUGAAGAGAAAGAUCUCGAGUCCCGGAUGAAUCUGUCAUGCUAUGCCAGACAUCAUGGGCCAACAUGAAAAUAAACCUGCAUGACAGAAGUCUGGCAAAAAUCAUUUUCCAGAACACCAGAUCGGUAACUAUUCCAUUUGUGAUACGCGACCAAGCAACGAAAAGUCAAGUCUGUGGGCGUGCCCUUCCUCCCCAUCUGGCGGUCCAUGCAGCACUACAAAAUGAAUCACCCCGUUUCGCUGCAAUCGGGCGAGCCCGCAUACUAUGCACUGCAAAACUAUCGUACCCGUAGUAGUUGCAGCCUCGCAUGACAAAUCUACUUUAGUAGCUGAAUCAGCAUAACGAAUUCCAUGUUUGUUUCUGAGAAAAUUUGUAAUGCAAUUCCUACUAGUAAGAUACUUUUGCAAUGCAUACAUACGUAGAGAGGAGAAGAAGUGGUUCAUCUCGCGGCACUGGGGUAGUUCAACAAAACUACCUGCAAGAAGAACAUUUCGCCGCCCACGGCUGCUUCGACCUGCCGCUCUCCCUUGAUGCGUAUCGCAAGAAAAAAUUGUUUCACUGUAAACUUGUAAUGCAGAAAAUGCAUCUUCUGAGAAGUAUUUUUCUUGCUACACAUGCAAGGCAAUGGAUUUUUAGCUGUGUUUUCCCUUAGGAAUCUCGCAUGGCAAAUUCUCUCUGUUAUGUAGAACAAACUUGUGAUGCAGAACUUGCAAAAUCCGUACAGUGAAGCACUACGAUAAUGCGGCCGUGUGCAGUACGAAAAACGGGUUUGUUUCUUGUGCUGAUAAAAAAACUUCUGUCCUGUCACAAGGUCUCGAACCGGGUCCGAGCCGUCCCAGCACCGCGACCGAUGAAAAUAUCGCGGAUUUGGUGGCCUGGGUUCUUAAUAGGAAAAAUAACAGCAGCAGCGGAGGGACUAGUGCCUCCUCUGUGUCUCCGUGCACCAGCGCAGCGUUGAACCUAUGCAUUGCAUCAAAAGUAUCGUACUUGUAAGUGAAUUGCACGACAAAUUUUGAUUUUCUCCGCAUCAAAGGUUGAACUUGCAAUGCUGAUUUCGCUGAUUGGUAAGAAGAUUUGUCAUGCAUGCGUGCAAUUGAUACAACGACUACGAUACCGCUUUGCACAUGCUGGGAUAACAUCUCGAGCUGUCGAAAUCUUGGGUUGCGAAGAUGAAGAAAGUGCGGCGGAGGCUGAAAAAGGAGUUUCGGGAGGACCGAUUAGCGGACAUCACCGAGAAUUUACAGCAGCUGAAGCUAGAAAUGAUUGGUACAGCAGGGUCGUCGGCCGUGAAGCCAAAAAAUGAUGAAGCCGACAAGCUCGAAGCUCCUGCGCCGGUCGUGCGUGCAUCAGUGCAGCACGAUGAAAACAAGAACUGCUCGCCGUUUUAUUUGCGCCAGUGCUUACAAAUGAUGAAGAAGCACGAGGACCAGCACAGCGUCCUAGCACGAUCGCUACAGCAGGGCCGCACCGUGGAGGGGGUCAAACAGGCACAACAGCUGGCACAACUUUGCGAUUUUUCCCGUCAGCAAUCCACCGAAACUACUGCCGGCGCUACCAGCCGGGAGGAGGAGAAUUUUUGCUAUACUACCACGGGAGAAGACGUAGAUCAUGAUGUCCUCUGGGCGUGUGCACCACCAGAUAAUUCUUCUGCUGCUCAACAUCCGGAUCAUGAUGUUCUUGCAACUGGCCGGGCGGCACGAAUGCUUUCCCCGUCUCCGCUAUCAAAAGGAAAAAUCCCCCCUCCCGAAAACGAAAUUUGUGAUGCUGUAUUUGAGUACACAAAUCGCUUUGCUAGAAGGCCAAGAGCCGCAGUUGUGGCCUCGUUUGCAGGCAAUUUGUCAUGCAGUUUCCCACUUCCAGCUGCCUCCUGUCAUGCUGAAGAUGCAAGGUCUUGUUCCCACGUCGCCCAGAACUACAGUCCGCAUGCUUUAUUUCCCUUCUAGCAUGACAAAGCUGAUUUGCCUUUGCGGCCACAAAUCAGCAUCACAGAAGAUUUCCGUUUUGAUAUGGGGAGGGGGGAUUUUUCAUUUUGAUAUCCGCCGCCUGACAGUGCUCCUGGGUCUGCUUGCGUGGACCACUGCAUGCAGCUCUCGUCUUGUAGUAGUCCAGGGUUUAGCGGACGAGCUCUUUUGCGGCAGGACGAUGAUACAACAUCCGAGAAGUACACCCGAGUCCUCGCCGUGGAAAAACUACUGUGUGCGGAACCAUGGGAGGACCACCACGACGAGCAAAGAAAGUCCUCGCUUUAUUUGCCAGAUGCGAAAGGGGAUGAAGCGGAGAUGGAUCAAGACAUUAACACGACCUCCUCUCCGAGCGCGGGCGGAAAUAGUACGCCUCACGCGAGUAUCCUGUGCAAAAGUAUCGUACUCGUAGUAAUCGCAAUUAUGCAUUUACAAAUCUACAUGUUAAGAUAAAUCAGCAUGACAAAUUCCAUUUGCGAUGCUGAGCUAAUUUCUAUUGCAAUACUACGAGUGCGAUAGUUUUGCAGUGCAUAGCGAGACUGAUCCAGGGCCAGCCGGGACAUUUUCUGUUAUCCAAAGGGGAAAAAAGUGCAGUGGAGGUUUCACGACCGUUAUUAAGUAAGUAGAUGUUGACACAUUUUGUUCGACUCACUUCAUAUAUAAGUAUGACAAGUCAGUCCACUCACCGUGUUGUAUUUAUUCCGACGAGACAAGAAGUAGUUCCGGCUCGCAGUGACACUGCAUGACAAGUUUGCGUCAAUGAGAAUACUGCACUUCUUUCCCUUCGCCAAGUUAUACCUUUGGGGCGAGGUGGAAAGAGUAGACUCGGGCAGCAGUAUAUGCAAGGAAAAAGUAGUGUUUCACUGUGAACUUGUGAUGCAGUCGUGAAUGAAACACAACCCUAUUUGUCUUGCUACACACCCAAGGCUUUUGAUUUCUAGCUGUGUUUUCCCUUGGGAAUCUCGCAUGGCAAAUUUUCUCUCUCAUGUGGAACAAACUUGUGAUGCAAAACUUGCAAAAUUCCUACAGUGAAACACUUUUUUCGUACGAUACAAAGAGGCGGACGAGGAUUCUACGGAUGAAGAAGUGCAUCCUCUACACGGGUUCUUUUAGCAGCUCUUUUUCAGUAGAGUCAGACGCACCUGCUGUACUUUUCAAAUUGUGUAAAGAGCAUAAGUCAUAAAACUUUCGUUUUGAAGAUGCCCCAGCUCCUGCGGGUCCACCAGGAAAGGGGUAGUUCAUGGAGAUGUUACAAUUAGGAAUACAAACGAAACAUCAGCGACACAACAUCUAUGGAAUUAUCUCUGCAAUUUGUUGAUACGCAAGCAGGAAUAGAAGAGUUAUAGAGAAGUAGUCUGCGCAAUCGCAAAGAGAGAUCUUCAAGAACCGCAGUUUUUAUGAUUCUUAAUGCACGCAUAGAGAAGAUCGGACGAACGAUAUAAUUUCAUAGAACGAAAUAAACGCAACCUCUAAAAACAUCAUGACUGUUUUAGACAUGUCCCACUUUUCUCUCAUUUGUCUCGCAACAAAUUUAUAGACAGACGGCUUUUUCUUGCACAUAUAUUGCACAACGAGGACUAGAUCAAGGGUUUGCCCGCUUCUGCAAAAAUGCACUCGGAAGUUGACGAAAGGUUGUGAUUUUAUACGCAACAGUACUAGUAUCUACUUAUCAGCGCAGGACUUCUAGAUAUUGGCUUCCGGAAAUUGUAGGCCGCGACGACAGAAAAAAAAUUAUCAGUCGGAGGUUUACGCUGGUGAAGCAGUACUUACGUAUACAGGUACCUGAAGAUGCACCUCCACAGUGGUCGAGUUGGAUUCGUUGGACCCAUUCUUCUCACCAGAGUAAGUAGUGUUACUCCCAGAAGGAGGCACUUCGGCGGAAAAAGUAUCAUGCAGAUCACGAGCACCACUCCAGACCACGACCUUAACGGCUAUUUUUAACGGGGCGAGUACAAGUUGUUGGUUCUAGUUCCAGAGGAGGUUUUGGAAAAUUAUACGUCUUUGCCGA